Nanorana parkeri is the source of this 2685-nucleotide messenger RNA. RefSeq names its product myelin regulatory factor-like (gene MYRFL). Gene Ontology annotation, molecular function: sequence-specific DNA binding; DNA-binding transcription factor activity. Gene Ontology annotation, cellular component: nucleus; endoplasmic reticulum membrane. Gene Ontology annotation, biological process: positive regulation of DNA-templated transcription; protein autoprocessing. Bases 1 to 2685 code for a protein of 894 amino acids. The record is from RefSeq and is a predicted model, not a curated record. NCBI's taxonomy places the organism in Eukaryota, Metazoa, Chordata, Amphibia, Anura, Dicroglossidae. The transcript has 22 exons.
AUGUCCCUCAGCGUCCUCACAUCUAAUGCAGGUAAAUGGACAUCAGCUGGGCUUAGACUUCUGGAGCCUGGGGAAGAAGAGGCUGUGGCGUCUGGUAUAGCAGCCAUACGGGAUCGAGGAUCAGAUCAGAUAGUGAGCACUCUGGAGGACAGUGCGACUUUGACUGUCCAGAUCUUGCAGAGAUUUGAAUGGAUCAUUCAUUUUUCGAAGUCCUCACUGAUUCCAACCGUUUGCAUGGGGCUGAUCCUGGACAUUUUCCAGGCCAUGGCUUUCUUUCAGAAAUUUCAGACUCUCCAGUAUAAGAAUGAGUUGGUUGACAGCAAGGACCAGGCUGCCCCUGUCCUGUUGGCUUUGGAAUCCAGCUCUGAUGUCAGGGAAGUCAUUCCUUCCUGUGUUUUGGGAGACCCUGACCAUAAACACCAGCUUGUCUGGGGGGGUUGCACUCUGUCAAUGCAACGGACUUGGCAGUCCCAAGUUUCUGUUAAAUUUGGCUUCUUGGUUGUUGUUUGUUGUGUUGUCUGCUGCCCAGUUGGAUUGCUGUUUGAUGUGCUGAAGUUUAAAAACGUCCUGUGUCCCUUUGUGGAUGAGAAAGAAAAUAUGAUUCUUUGUCGCCUCAAAAGACUUGUCAAGAAUCUUCUAGACACCAAUAUGGAUCGGCUGGAUGUAGUAGGUGAAAAUGAAGCACUGCAACAGUUCUUUGAAGGGCAAGAUGUACACAGAGCCUUGGAUAACCCCAUGGUGGACACAAGCAUGCUGGAAGAGUACAUCAGUAAUGACUUUGCUUUUGGGGUACUGAGUUCAUUUUCAUCAUCAAAGAAAAGGAAACAUUCUCACUUGGAAGAAGGAGAGAAAUGGCAGCAGACAUGGAGUAUUGAGACAAGACAAACACCACCUGCAGACUGUAUUAUGGAUGUUCAGGACUAUGAAAGUGAUGGCCAAGCUGUGUCUCCCACGGAUAAGUGUUAUCAGUCAUUAACAUGGAAACCCUUUCAGACAUCACACUGGAGUACCCUUUACAAGGACCUAUCUGAGCCAAUUCCUGCUGUAGGGUACCGAGUAAUCACAGACAAAGGAUUCAACUUCUCAGCAGUAGAUGAUGUCUAUGUAUGCCAGAAGAAGAACCAUUUCCAGGUCACAGUUCAUAUCAGAGUGCUUGGUCAUCCAAAAUAUAUCAAAACACAGCUGGGCUACAGUCUAAUUGAAAGCUUUUGUGUGAAAGUGUUUGGUGUCAAGGUUGAAGCUUUGAACCAGACAAUUACCAUUGAACAGUCUCAGUCAGAUCGCAGCAAGAGGGCUUUUAAUCCUGUUACGGUAAAUUUACCCCCUGACCAGGUCACUAAAGUAACGCUGGGAAGGUUACAUUUUAGUGAAACUACAGCAAACAACAUGAGGAAGAAAGGGAAACCAAAUCCAGAGCAGAGGUAUUUCAUGUUGGUGGUUGGUCUUUAUGCUGUAAGUAAUGAAGAGUCUUCCCUGGUGGUGGCCCAUGUCUCAGAAAGGAUCAUUGUAAGGGCAUCGAACCCUGGGCAGUUUGAGAAUGAUAGUGAUGUUCUAUGGCAGCGAGGGCAUGUUCCAGAGACGUUGGUGUCUCAUGGUCGGGUAGGAAUUAACACUGACACACCGGAUGAAGCAUUGGUUGUCUGUGGCAAUGUGAAAGUGAUGGGGACGGUCAUGCACCCAUCUGACAGUCGAGCAAAGAGGAACAUCCAGGAGGUUGACCCAGUGGAACAGCUCAGAAGAAUAGCCCAGAUGAGGCUGGUUCAGUAUGACUAUAAACCUGAGUUUGCAUCAGCUAUGGGAAUAGAGUCGCUUCAUGAAACAGGUAUAAUUGCUCAAGAAGUUAGGUGUGUUUUACCACAUGCUGUUAAAGAAACUGGCAACAUCAUAUGUGAAAAUGGAGAGACAAUUGAAAACUUUCUGAUGGUAGAUAAGGACCAGAUUUUUAUGGAAAAUGUAGGAGCAGUAAAACAGCUCUGCAAGCUCACAAAUGACCUUGAAAUGAGGAUUGAGGAACUUGAAGUAUGGAAUCAGAAGCUUGCUAAACUAAAACGCAUGAGCAGCCUAAAACAAACUGCUAGUGCUAGUGAGAGGCCUCCUUCAAGGCUUUCCUCCUCUCCUGAGCACUGCACCACCUUCAGCAUAGAACAGGGCUUGGCGCUGCCCCCUAAAAAGGCAGUUUUCCAUCCCCUGCAGCACACAAGUGAUGUGGCCACUUACAGUGGAGAUACCUUAGAGUUCUGGCUAAUAGGCGGGAUUGACACAUCGAUCAGUUCUAUACAGAUUGUAGAGAAUCAGCAAAUAAUCGAUCAUCACUACUGCAAAAAAAACCUGCAGUGUGGGUCUGGAGUUUACACCUAUGUCAUUCCAGUGAGCAAGUAUACUCCAACUAAUAUGCGCAUUACUUUAGAGAUUAACACUACAGAGCCACUGAUUGUCUACCAGUGUAAGAUGAUACUGGGAAAUAUCUGUAACCGAGGUGUUCACAUGAGGGAAAACAGGGAUGAUUCUACAGAGGCAACUCAGGGUCUUCAGCAUGACUGGAUCCUCCCUGUAGCCUAUCUAUUUGACAGUGAAUACCAUUUCCGUGUGGCUACUCCGGAUCUUGCAAAUUGUUCAACAGAUCCAAACUUUGCUGGAAUCCUGUACACAGAUUAUUAUUUUUACUUUCAUCGAGUAUGCAACUAG